This is a messenger RNA of Propithecus coquereli (Coquerel's sifaka), 768 nucleotides long. It is a transcript of the gene ICOS, whose product is annotated as inducible T-cell co-stimulator. The record is from RefSeq and is a predicted model, not a curated record. The transcript is spliced from 5 exons. NCBI's taxonomy places the organism in Eukaryota, Metazoa, Chordata, Mammalia, Primates, Indriidae. Gene Ontology annotation, biological process: T cell costimulation; T cell tolerance induction; cell-cell adhesion. Bases 84 to 686 code for a protein of 200 amino acids.
AGCAAAUAGAAAACAACCAAGAACGUGAAUUCACUGUCAGCUUUGAACACUGAACAAGAGGAUUAUAUCUGUUUCUGGCAAACAUGAAAUCAGACCUCUGGUGUUUCUUUCUCUUCUGCUUCCAAAUUGAAGUUGUAGCAGGAGAAAUCAACGAUUCUGCCAAUUAUGAGAUGUUCUCGUUCCACAAUGGAGGUGUAAAAGUUUUAUGCAAAUAUCCUGAGAUUGUCCAGCAAUUUAAAAUGCAGUUACUGAAAGGGGAACAAAUACUUUGUGAUCUCACUAAGACAACGGAUAGUGGAAACGCUGUGUCCAUUGAGAAUCUGAAAUUUUGUAAAUCCCAGUUGUCCAACAACAGUGUCUCUUUUUUUCUGUAUAACUUGGACAGUUCUCAUACCAGCUAUUACUUCUGUAAACUAUCAAUUUUUGAUCCUCCUCCUUUUCAAACAGGCAUUCUUAAAAGAGAAUAUUUGCAUAUUUAUGAAUCAGAAGUUUGUUACCUACUGAAAUUCUGGUUAUACAUAGGAUGUGCAGCUUUUGCUGUAGUCUGUGUUUUGGGAUGCUUAUUUACUUUUUGGAUUACAAAAAAGAAGUAUCAAUCCAAUGUUCAUGACCCUAAUAGUGAAUACAUGUUCAUGGCAGCGGUGAAGACAGCCAAAAAACCUACACUCACAGAUGUGACUCCAUAAUCUGGAACUCUCUGGCACCCAGGCAUGAACUACGUUGGCCAGUUUUCCCUAACCUGAAGUACAAGAUUCCCUCAUUUCCUGG